UAUGAGACCACCGGAAGUUGAUGGAACUGAAAUAUUUUUUCUGAUUUCAAAGUUAUUUUUCGUGGGUGACUACCACUCAAAGUAUCAAACGAUCAUAAAUAUAAACUCAAUGUACACCGGAGACUAUAGUUGUGAAAUAUAUACCACAAACAUGCUAGAAAUGAAGAACUACAGUGGUUAAUUCUAGUGAAUAAACAAAAUCUUGCGUUUUAUUUUUCAGUGUUUUUUUUAAAUAAAAUUUUAAAUAGAACUUUGGACUGCAGAGCUAUUGUCAUAAACCAUAUAAUAAUGCAAUAGUAAAUGUGAAACAACAUAUCUGAACACUCAAUAUGAACCAAGAAGGGACUUUGUGGAAAUGGACCAACUACUUAUCAGGCUGGCAGCCUCGCUGGUUUGUGCUAGAAAAUGGCAUAUUAUCAUAUUAUAAAGCUCAAGAUGAUGUCAACAAUGGCUGUAAAGGUUCCGUCAAACUCUCUGUUUGUGAUGUCAUUGUACAUAACACAGACAGAUCACGAUUAGACUUGAUCAUUCCUGGUGAAGCCCACUUUUACUUGAAAGCAGCCACCCCUCAAGAGCGUCAACUCUGGCUAGUCGCACUUGGUACAUGCAAGGCGUGUCUUACACAAGAUGGCAGGACCAUUAAAAAACCAGAAGGACUUGGCACGUCUGAUGACUUGAGGGCAAAGAAAUCAGAACUGCGUCUCUACUGCGAUGUCCUUAUGCAACAAGUACUUGGGAUCAAACUAGCAAUAGCCAAUCGAGAACAACCAGAUAUUGAGAAACUUGAUGAAGCAUCGUCAUUAAUGAAGGCAACCUGUGAUCAUUUUGUGGCAACCUUAGAUGACUGUAUGCGGCUGGCCAGCAACCAUGUAUGUUAUACGUCAACUCCAACUCACGUCACUGAUUCCGCCCUCGCUCCAUCUUCCCCAACUAGAUCAAGCGCUUCAAAGAAGCCCUUCACGAGAUCUUCCUCAACAGAAAGACACAUUCCGCCUCCCAAUUUAAGGGAAAGCUCUGUCCAAAUUGUCCCCCGAUCUAGGAUAUCUGCCUCAGAAGGAAGUGAAACAGGAUCAGAACUAGACACUCCAAAAUUGACACAUCAUAAGGCACACAGGACACAUCAUGGUCACCAUGACACACCAGAUGAUCCUAUGUCUCAGUAUGAUAUUCCCGAGAAAACGCCACAUAAAUCAGACCAUGGUGGUGGUGGGCACAGAAGAGCGCCAUCUAAAGAUCAAGAUGAGUUUUACGAUCUUGAUGACGACCAGGAUGAUGAAAUUGGGCAGGGGGAAGACAUCGCAACUGCUGAUAAUAUUGUAACACAUAAACCACAUUCCAAUGGGGUCACAAAUUGGCGAACAACAGAGCGUGUAUAUCCAACAUUUUUUACAAAUAUGAAAGUAUGUUUCUCAGAGAUCCCAGUGCGACCAGGUGGUGGCAUUCCAGUCCUCACCUUCUUAGAAGCCUGUCAUGCAGUAUUACCGAUUUUUGAUAAAUUGAGUGCAACAGCAUUUGCUCCUGUAAAGAUGGACAUAGCAGGUAACAUUAAGAAAAUAAGACAAAAAUUCACAUCAGAUCCAGGGAAAUUUGAGACACUGCAGGACAUUGUGCAAUACGAGAUAAAGAACAACCAACAAGAAAACUCCAAUUCUGCUACCGUUGCCUUAUUGUGGCUCAAAAGGGCUGUUGAAUUUAUUGCUGAAUUUCUCCAUGAAGUCAUAAGAGGAGAUGAGGAUUUGGCGUCAGGGGCCAGUAAUGCAUACAGUAAAACACUCAGACCUUUCCAUGGAUGGGUAGUCAGGGGGGUGUUUGCGUUGGCUUUAAAGUCAGUUCCAUAUAGAAAAGACUUCUUACAGCACCUAGCAUCUGUAGAUUAUGAUAUAUCAAAUAUGGACUUUAUGCCACAAAUACUGAGAGAUAUACAGGCUUAUAUAGAUGGCAUUCAUCAAAUAACUAAAAUUCUACGAACAUUUUAUUGUGAUCACAAUUUAGACUGUCCUGACCAGGUCUAGUCUCGACAAGGUAUUGUGGGUAGUUUUUAUACUAGUACUUGAAAUUAUGGGUUUGUAGGGAGCUGUUAUAAGACGUGUUGACGGAAGUUGCAUUUUCGGUAAUUUGUUUGUUUAUGAGCCAAAUACAGCCCUAAAGAUGUGUUCAAGGGUGAAACAUAUAAGCCGUUGACAUUAAGACAGUACAACGAAAUGCUUUGGAAUGAAAGGCUUAUAUUGUACUUGCAUAAAUAAGUUGGAAGCUUUUAAAAUGUACAGUAACUGUCAAAAAGGGACUGUUUAAAAUAAUAUAAACAUUUAUUCUAAUUUCACAAGAAAGUAAGCAUAUGUUUGCUCUGUUGGUAGAAUAGAAUACUGUAAUAAUGAAUAUGAUAGUGCUCCCUCCAGGA
Messenger RNA from Owenia fusiformis, 2398 nucleotides. The record is from the annotation of a GenBank genome assembly. NCBI's taxonomy places the organism in Eukaryota, Metazoa, Annelida, Polychaeta, Sabellida, Oweniidae.